UUUGUAUCCUUGGUUUGUUAUUUUGUGCCGCUUGUGAUUUGCUAAAAGUUACUUUCCUUAACUCUGUCGCCUUUACACCAUUCGAGUACAUGAUCCUGGCCACCAUCACUGCCAACUGUGUCGUCCUGGCCUUGGAGCAGCACCUCCCAGGAGAGGAUAAGACCCCCAUGGCAAAAAAACUGGAGAAGACAGAGCCGUACUUUAUUGGGAUCUUCUGCUUCGAGGCGGGGAUCAAGCUGGUGGCCCUCGGUUUUGUUUUCCAUAAAGGUUCCUACCUGAGGAACGGCUGGAACGUCAUGGACUUCAUAGUCGUGCUCAGUGGGAUCCUGGCCACUGCCGGUGCCCACAUGAACAUCCCAGUUGACCUCCGAACCCUGAGGGCCGUGCGAGUGCUGAGGCCUCUCAAGCUCGUCUCCGGGAUCCCCAGCCUGCAGAUUGUGCUGAAGUCCAUCAUGAAGGCCAUGAUCCCGCUGCUCCAGAUCGGCCUCUUGUUGUUCUUCGCCAUCCUCAUGUUUGCCAUCAUCGGCCUGGAGUUCUACAGCGGGAAGCUCCACCAAAACUGCCUGCCAUCGGACUACAUCCUCGAAAAUGAAACCAUUGACUCGUCGGAGUUGGCGUUUGCGUGUGGAGUGAGGAAGUGUCCGGAGCUGUACGACUGCAACGACACCUGGAUCGGGCCCAAUGACGGCAUCACGCAGUUCGACAACAUCCUGUUCGCUGUGCUCACCGUCUUCCAGUGUAUCACCAUGGAGGGAUGGACGGCCGUCCUCUACAAUACCAACGAUGCCUUGGGUUUCACAUGGAACUGGAUGUACUUCAUCCCUCUCAUCAUCAUCGGCUCAUUCUUUGUGCUGAACCUGGUGUUGGGAGUCUUGUCUGGAGAGUUUGCCAAGGAGAGGGAGAGGGUGGAGAACCGGCGGGCCUUCAUGAAGCUGCGGCGCCAGCAGCAGGUGGAGCGAGAACUGAACGGCUACCGAGCCUGGAUAGACAGGGCAGAGGAGGUGAUGCUUGCGGAGGAGAAUAAAAGUUCAGGGAGAUCGCCGUUAGACGUUCUGAAGAGAGCGAGUAAGAAGACCGGUGCACGUAGAGGAGCGCCAGGGGACGAGAAGUACACCGACAUGUCCACAGCAAACAUGUCCCGAUCGAGGAUGAACUUCCGCAGUGGCCGCCGUGGCCCAGCUGCCUACCUGCGACGUAAAGAGCGCAUGUUACGCAUCUCCCUCCGGCGCAUGGUGAAGACGGACACGUUCUACCUGAUGGUGCUCAGCCUGGUGGCUCUGAACACCAUCUGUGUGGCCAUCGUCCACCACAACCAGCCCGACUGGCUGACCCUCUUCCUCUACUAUGCAGAGUUUGUUUUCCUGGGGCUGUUUUUGGCGGAGAUGUUUCUGAAAAUGUAUGGUCUGGGUUUCCGGCUCUACUUCCAGUCAUCUUUCAACCGCUUCGACUGUGCGGUUAUUGUCGGCAGCAUCUUCGAGGUGGUUUGGGGCUUCUUCCGGCCUGGCAUGUCGUUUGGUCUCAGCGUACUGAGAGCACUGAGACUCCUGAAAAUUUUUAAGAUCACCAAGUACUGGUCCUCGCUCAGGAACCUGGUUGUUUCCCUCAUGAGCUCCAUGAAGUCCAUCAUCAGUCUGCUGUUUCUUCUCUUCCUCUUCAUCGUGGUGUUUGCUCUGUUGGGGAUGCAGCUUUUCGGAGGAAGGUUCAUCUUUGAAGAUUACACUCCCACCAAUUUUGACACGUUUCCAGCUGCCAUCAUGACAGUGUUUCAGAUUCUGACUGGUGAGGACUGGAACGAGGUGAUGUACGAUGGGAUUCGCUCACAGGGAGGAGUGCAGUAUGGCAUGUGGUCAUCGAUCUACUUCAUUGUGCUCACACUAUUUGGAAACUACACACUGCUGAAUGUCUUCUUGGCCAUCGCUGUGGAUAAUCUGGCAAACGCACAGGAACUGACAAAGGACGAGGAGGAAGAGGAGUUCUUCAACCAGAGAUAUGCCAGGGGCAGGGAUGGCCUGAUCUCUGAUGGUAGAAGAAGACCCUACCUAUACAGGAAACGUGCAAUCCACCGAGGUCGUCCAACCUUCCCAGACGAGCCCGAGUGUGUGCCAGGGGCCCCCGACGAGCAGCCUCUCAAUGGCGCCAGACCAUUCUCCAAUCGACGAGAGAGGAGGAGAAAAGUUAACAUGUCAGUCUGGGAGCAGAGAGCCAACCAGCUACGCAAACGCCGCCAGAUGGCGAGCAGGGAGGAGCUGUGUAGCGCCCCUGCAGAGGACACCAGUGAAACUCCCAGCAACGCCCACAAUGUCCCCACCCUUUCCCCACAGGCCAGUCCGGGUCAGCUGCCGGAGUCUCCCAUGUCAGUUGGGAUGCCCCUCCCUGAGCCUCCGAUGUCCAUCUCCAUCGCCAUCCCUGAGCCUCCGGCGGCUGAGCCUCUGGUGAGCCUGAGUGAGGAGAAAACAGCAGGGGCCAACCACCGCACCACAGGCGGAGGCAGGCACAGGAUGGCCCGCAAGUUCAGGCCCAGUCAGGGGCCGGAGGAAGGGGCCCGGCACAGACGCCACCGGCACCGUGAGGCUCGCAGUGAGGCCAAGAGUCUGGACUGCACUCAGACGCCCCAUGAGGUGCAACAAGUGAGACGCUCGCUCAGCCAGGAGAGGAAGAUACUGGACGAGAGGGAGGAGAAGGAAGAAAGAGAGGAGAGGGGGAAAACCGAGGCGGAGGGAGGGUCGGUCCAAGAUGAUGGUGGAACCUGCAUCGUCAACCCAUAUGCGGAUGUUGGAGACGACUGCAGAAGAUCUGACAUCCCUGAUCCUCCUCAAUGCGAGCAGCUGCUUGACUGUUCCUGGUCCGAGCAGGGUGAGGGCCGUGUGGAGCCGGCGUUGGAGGCCACAGAGUACACUGUGAGCGCCAUGGAGGCCGAGAACUGCCCGGUUCCCAUCAAACGUGACAGGUCCCACCUGGAGGGGAGCGUGGCCAUCGAGAUGUCUGCACAGCCGCUGCUGGAGCUCACACCCAUGACAGUGAACAGUAAAGAGCUGGAGGCGUACCACUCCGAGGAGACGGAGGAGGAGGAACCUCCGACUCCUCCCAAACCCAUCGCCCCAGACAGCAUGUUCAUCUUCAAGGCCUCCAACCCCAUCAGGAGGAUCUGCCAUUAUGUGGUGAAUCUACGUUACUUCGAGAUGACCAUCCUCCUUGUGAUCGUGGCAAGCAGCAUUGCACUGGCCGCUGAGGACCCCGUGGCCGCCAGCUCGGACAGGAACAAGGUCCUCCGUUACUUUGACUACGUCUUCACUGGAGUGUUCACCUUUGAAAUGAUCAUCAAGAUGAUAGACCAGGGCCUCAUCCUUCACGACGGCUCCUAUUUCCGAGACAUGUGGAACAUCCUGGACUUCAUCGUGGUGGUGGGGGCUCUGAUUGCCUUUGCUCUGACGAAUGUGAUGGGGAACAACAAAGGCCGAGACAUCAAGACAAUAAAGUCUCUCCGAGUACUGAGAGUCCUGCGGCCUCUUAAAACCAUCAAGAGACUUCCUAAACUCAAGGCUGUUUUUGACUGUGUCGUCACGUCCCUGAAAAACGUCUUCAACAUCCUCAUCGUGUAUCAGCUCUUCAUGUUCAUCUUUGCUGUCAUUGCCGUGCAGCUCUUUAAGGGGAAGUUCUUCUACUGCACUGACAGCUCCAUGAAUUCAGAGAAGGAAUGCCAAGGCUUCUACAUUGACUACAGCAGAGACAAGAAGGAGGUGAAGAAGAGAGAGUGGAGGAGACACGAGUUUCACUACGACAACGUCUGCUGGGCCCUGCUCACACUGUUCACGGUCUCGACUGGGGAGGGAUGGCCUCAGGUCCUGCAGCACUCGACUGACGUGACAGAGGAGAACAUGGGGCCGAGUCGUGGGAAUCGAAUGGAGAUGUCAGUGUUCUACGUGGUUUACUUCGUAGUCUUCCCGUUCUUCUUUGUCAACAUCUUCGUGGCUCUGAUCAUCAUCACCUUCCAGGAGCAGGGUGACAAGAUGAUCCAGGAGUGCAGUCUGGAGAAGAACGAGAGGGCCUGCAUCGACUUUGCCAUCAGCGCCAAGCCGAUGACGCGCUACAUGCCCCAAAACAGACAAACCUUCCAGUACCGGCUGUGGCACUUUGUGGCGUCGCCCUCGUUUGAGUACACGGUGCUCGUCAUGAUUGCCCUCAACACUGUGGUCCUCAUGAUGAAGUAUCACUCAGCCCCAACAGCGUAUGAUACGGUCCUGAAACACCUGAACACAGCGUUCACUGUCCUCUUCUCCAUGGAGUGUGUCCUCAAGAUCAUGGCAUUUGGUUUAGUGAACUACUUUCGAGAUACUUGGAAUAUUUUUGAUUUCAUCACUGUUAUUGGCAGCAUCACUGAGAUAAUUGUGGAUUUACAGUCGGUGAACACAAUCAACAUGAGCUUCCUGAAGCUUUUCCGAGCGGCCAGGUUGAUCAAGCUGCUGAGACAGGGUUACACGAUUCGUAUUCUGCUGUGGACGUUCGUGCAAUCGUUUAAGGCUCUUCCGUAUGUGUGUCUCCUCAUUGCGAUGCUUUUCUUCAUAUAUGCUAUAAUUGGAAUGCAGGUGUUUGGAAACAUCAAGCUGAAUGAUGAGAGUCACAUCAAUCAGCACAACAACUUCAAGACGUUCUUCAGCGCGUUGAUGCUUCUGUUCAGGAGUGCGACAGGAGAGUCGUGGCAGGAGAUCAUGCUCUCCUGUCUGUCGGGUCAGGAGUGUGAGCCUGACCCCUCCAUCUCCCCUGACACCUUGUCUCCAGACCACAAGGGAGGCUGCGGGACCGACUUCGCUUACUGCUACUUCGUCUCCUUCAUCUUCUUCAGCUCCUUCCUGAUGCUGAAUCUGUUCGUGGCCGUGAUCAUGGAUAACUUCGAGUACCUGACUCGAGACUCCUCGAUCCUCGGCCCCCAUCACCUGGACGAGUUCGUCCGCAUCUGGGGGGAAUAUGAUCGUCUGGCGUGUGGUCGUAUCCACUACACGGCCAUGUACGAGAUGUUAACACACAUGUCUCCACCUCUGGGCCUGGGAAAAAAAUGUCCUGCUAAGAUCGCAUACAAGAGGUUGGUGUUGAUGAACAUGCCCGUGGACGAGGACAUGUCCGUCCACUUCACCUCCACCCUGAUGUCGCUCAUCCGCACGGCUUUAGACAUCAAGAUCGCCCGAGGUCAGGGUGCAUGUGGUGAGGACCGUGUGGCCCUGGACUCUGAGCUGCAGAAAGAGAUCAGCAUCAUUUGGCCGUAUCUUCCCCAGAAGAACUUAGACCUCCUGGUACCAAUCAACAAAGAUACGGACAUGACCGUGGGGAAGAUCUACGCCUCGAUGAUGAUCAUGGACUAUUUCAAACAGAACAAAGCCAAGAAGCUCAGGCAACAACUGGAGGCUCAGAAGAGUAACUUGAUGUUCAAGCGUCUGGAUGCCGCCGCCCUGCCAGAGGACAUCCUCUCCAACACCCAGCCUCUGCCGAUGAUGGCCCACAGCGCUGGUUCUGCCCUGACCAGAGGAGGCUUCGUGGCGUUGAGCCCGAUCUCACCCCAGGAACUGUUUUUGCAGACGAUAAGCUCCGAUACUGAAGCAAGUCGAGAGCAACCUCUGGAGACGGAGGUUGCCGGUGGCUCCAUGAAGCGUUCGGUGUCCACUGUUGGGGAUCAGCGGGUCAACGGUCUCUGGCAGGACGAGAAAAGUCCUGAGCGACUGUAUCGACCUCGUCACAAAAGCUACAAGGCUGCUGUCUCCCGGUCAGAUCACAAGCAGCAGGCUGACAGGGAGCGUGGCCGCUCUAAGGAGCGCUGCCACCUCCUCUCACCAGACACAUCUCGCUGUAACUCAGAGGAAAGGAGCCUGCAGCCCUCGUGCUCCUCCAGCGUGGAGCGAGCACACGUCCAAGAUAAACAGGGAAACAGCUCAGACAGUCCAGUGCCCUCCACCUCAGAGUCCAGCACCCCCAGCGGCCGACGACCAUUAUCGCAAACCCCGACCCGGUCUCGCCCUCACAUCUCCUACUCCCCGCUCGUGUGUCGCACACAAGCCUCUGUCGGUGAAGACGAGGACGAACAGGGCAGCCCAGAGACCAUGAGGCGAGGCAAGCCCACCCGGGAGGCCAAAAAGGGGGUGGCAGGAGAAGGGCGGGCCGAGGCCGGCCAACACUCGUCCCCGCCUCGACGCUACCCCUCAGAGCCAUUCCUGGCCUCACAAGAGGGGGACCACAGCCCUGACCCCUCUGGUCCCAUGGAGACCUUGACCUUCGAGGCGGCUGUGGCCUGCAGCCUGGGACGCUCAAACACCAUCAGCUCGGCCCGCCCGCGUUUGCGGACUGGCUGGCAGGUCCCCAACGGACACUUUCGGAAGCGUUUGGCGCAGACGACCUCGGUUGCGGGCUGUGAUCCUCUCAGUGACACAGAGGAGGACGACAGGUGCUAGGGACGGGAGGCACAGCGUGGAAGAGGAGGGGGGAUCCCAGUGGAGGUGUUGGAGGAGGAUGCUGUGCAACAGUGUACAGAGUGAAGAUCAAUGUGACUCUUUCUGCAUCAGUGCAUUGAGGCCAAGAGCCCUCUGGAUGUUUGGUCAAAUGUGAACCCAAAACAAUGAAGAACAAUACUUCCUGAAACUGUAGUUGCCAAUUCACACAGAACACUGACAAUAAAUAAGGUCUAUUUCCUGACUUGUACUUGAUGAUAGAGAGUAAUAACACAUCUCAAAUAGUCGUGGGAUGCAGAAAAUACACAAAACAAAUGGAUCAAAUUAUGUCAUUUGUGUCAAUAUAAGGUAUUUUCAUUUCUGAAGAUGUCUCUAAAUGAUUCAGUGUUGCUCUGAACAGUAUUUAUCUGUGGGGUGUGUGGAUAUGUAACUACAUUUUCUUAUAAAUAAUUGGUUUUGUAAAUAGUUUGUGAUCAUCUCACCAUUGCCAUUUAGUAGACCAGAUCAAUACGAUAAGCCAUCACGCAGAGACGAUCGGAUACUUUACCAGACAAUGUGGAUACUAAUACUCAAUAAUGCUGGAUUUUUUUACAGUGUGAAUGAAUGUGCAGGGGGGUAAACCUGCCUGAUUCUCCCCGUCAUUUUUCUUUUUUUGGUAUUGAACAUAAUAAUUUGUGAGAUAUGAAUAAAGUCAUAGAAUAACAUAGAAAAUAUACUUAUUUGUUAUUUCUCCCAGUGUUAUUGUUAAAUCAUGCCUCCGCCAAACUAAAUACCUUUAAAGUUUCCUCAUCAUCCUUCAAAACAGCCUGUUACUUUUGUUUUUACCAGUCUACACCUUUAAAAUAAGAAAUUUCAAACAGUUAUAUUUAACAUUUAAUUUUCUGUCAUUUUACAUCAUUUCAAAUCCAACCUCUCAUCUAUUUUUGCCUUUUUUCUUCCUUGUGAAUAUUGUGUGAACCAUUCCGGACGAUGACUGUAGAAACACUGUAGACACACCAUGACACAUUUUGCUUCACAAAUCAACAUUACUCUAUUGCUUACUAAUAAUGUACAGAGAAGUUGUGCUGUUUGUAACAUUUAGAGAAAAAAAUAUAUUAAACAGCAUCAGUUGAUGAGCUUUAAAGGUAAGGGAAUCGUUGAAAAAAAAGUUCAUUUUAAGAUUUGUGUAUUUGUCUUGUUUGCCUGAAGAGGGCCAAUUCUGUGAAACUCACUUAACCAAAAACAUGGAGACUUGUAUCAUAAAUUCCUGGAAUGCAAAUAAUUUGUGGGUUUUUAUGUGUACAAUAGCUGUAUAUACAAAUAAAGGUGUCCUCAAGUUG
This is a messenger RNA of Hippoglossus stenolepis (Pacific halibut), 7750 nucleotides long. Its product is annotated as voltage-dependent R-type calcium channel subunit alpha-1E. NCBI's taxonomy places the organism in Eukaryota, Metazoa, Chordata, Actinopteri, Pleuronectiformes, Pleuronectidae. The transcript is spliced from 45 exons. Gene Ontology annotation, biological process: calcium ion import across plasma membrane; chemical synaptic transmission. Gene Ontology annotation, cellular component: membrane; neuronal cell body; voltage-gated calcium channel complex. The coding region runs from base 90 to 6434 and encodes 2114 amino acids. The record is from RefSeq and is a predicted model, not a curated record. Gene Ontology annotation, molecular function: high voltage-gated calcium channel activity.